Cladocopium goreaui is the source of this 4988-nucleotide messenger RNA. The record is from the annotation of a GenBank genome assembly. NCBI's taxonomy places the organism in Eukaryota, Dinophyceae, Suessiales, Symbiodiniaceae.
GAUCAGGCCCAGAACAUCCACAAGGUUGUGACAGAGGUCUACAAGGAUAUGAUUCCAAAUAUCAUGACAGACCCCGCAGCAUUUGCCUACGUCGCUGUGACACUGAACUUGUUCGGGGAGGACCUCUAUCAUCGCAGAGGAGGUCGCGGAAAGGUCAAGGAGUGGAGUGAGACUGAGGGUGGAAAGCUCAAAUUGAUUGCGCAGCAUGUCAUCAAUUUGACAUACCGAACUGUGAAUGCAAGGCAACCUCGAGUCAGGGUCCUGAAACAAAUUGUGGCCUCCCACCGCGGCUUUGUAUGUUCCUUGGAUGGUACUGGUGCUCCUGAAGGUUCACUGGGUAGUGGGCCAUCGUCAGACUCUCUGGCGAUUGCUGAUGUGGAGAAUCAGGACCCACUGGAGAAAACUCCGUACAAGAGUCCCCAGUGCCCACCCUUUGAUUCAGAUGAUGAGGAAGACAAAGGGGUCAAGGUGCCGGAGAGUACGAAGGUGAUCUUGGAGGAGAAACUGGUAGCUGUCAAGGAUGAGUUCCACAUGCUGCUGGACAAAUGGUGCCAAACAAAGUUAGGACUGUCGGUAAAGGACGCGGAGUCAGUGGUCAUCAGCAACCCAAUGGCAAUGUUUGCCGACUUCCACGGUUUCUAUUUGAAACAUCGAAAGGAGGACCGUGGCCCUCUGAUUCCUGAGCCACCUCAGCCUGCAAAGACACCGAUGCCUGUGAAUCCUCACAGUUUUGGGGACUUGGGAGAUGAUCAGAGGAAGGCAAAGAAACAACAAAAGAAGGAGGCUGCACAAGCUGAAAUGGAAAAGGUGCAGGCGGCACAGGCGAAGAGAGAUGAAAGAGAGAGGGUGAAGCAGGAAAAGGCGAUGCAAAUGGAAGAAAAAAAGAAAGAGCGAGAAGAGAAGAAGAAAGCCAAAGAGGCAGAGAAAGAACAAAAGGCACUUGCACGACAGGCAAAGACGAAGAAGGGAAAAGGUUCGAAAGUAAAUGAAGAGCCCCGGGAUGCACAGGAUGGUGGGGAGGCCUGCUCUCCUACCCCGAAAACACCAAAGAGGCCAUGUCCAAUCCCGGCCACCCCACGCCAAAAAACGAUGGUGAAAAGGAGGAGGGAAGCAGUUGCUGCGGGGGUGCCUGCAGGUGCUAGCAAGGCUGAGGGCUGUGGCCAGGAUGGCAAGGUUAAGGAUGUUGAGAAGGAAGAGGCCUUGGCAGCAAAGGUCAAGGCCAACCAUGACCUGUUAAAGGGCGUUCUGGAGUUUGGGGCUGAUGUGCAUACUUUUCCCACCCUUGAGGCCAAUCCAACACUGAAGAGUUUUACUGUGCGCCCCUUUGGAGAAGAGGCUGACAAGAAGAAUCGAGAUGGGGGUGGCAAGAAGAGCAGCAUAGGUGUUAUUCUUUUCCGUUCUUCGUUUUACGUGUACAAGGCAAAGGUUCCAGAAGGACUCCAGGCAAUCCUCACUCAGAAAGGGGUCACAGGAGAAGUGAAAAACGAUGGUGGGGGAGGUUGUGCCAUGGAUCGCCAGAACAAGGACAAGGCCCCUGCCUAUGUUAGAGGAUCCAUGCCUUUGAUUUUGCAGCGGCGUCUUCAUUGCGACAGCGGGACUGGCAAGGGCCUGGAUGGGCAAGUUGAGUUAUCAGCUGUGGAAAUCUUUUCUGGAAGAUCUACGGUGGUGAAAGGCUUUCGGUGUCGCCAACGCCUUUCGCAAGGGUUUGACCUAUCCCACGAUCCAGUUUUUGGUGACUUCACUAGCGAUGUGGGGUUCAUGAAAUCCAUCGAACUGGUCCUGCGAUUGACUCUUGAUGGGCUACUUUAUGGAGGAUUGCCCUGCGCAUCCUUUGGCUUCCUUUCAAGCCCCACCCAUGAGAGGAGUGGUGGCAAAGAUCUCACUGCUUCUGGUGCCUACCCGUUUCAAUUUGGCCACAGGGUGGCGCGACUUCACACAAAAUUCAUGGAUACUAAGCAUGCAUACAGGGAGACCAGUGACUUGAAAGCUUUGUUCAAAGCUGGAUUCCAGGAUCCUGGCGAUGCUUGGAAGUUUGCGGAACUUGGAUCUUUGAAGGGUGUUUUGAUGGCAGCCGCCAAUGCUGGAAAGUUCAUCCCAGUUAAAUCUGACUUUGAUGAGACCAGUGAACUUCGUUCUAUCCUACAGCAGGUUGCCGAUGUUCAGAAAGCUUCAGCUGAAACUGGCGACCGAUUGCCUGUGGCUUCACAGAAGUCUUCGCAAAUUCCUGCAGCAGGGUUCACCCCAGGGCAGACACCAAUCAAGAGCCCAGAGGCCAAGAAAUUGAAGGUAGUGGAAUCGCCACCAAAGAGGGAGCUCGAAGAACAUUGGACUGGUGCUGCUCCUCUAAGCCUGAAGGUUUGUUUACAGGACCUUUUCUCUGUGGGAUGGAAUCCAGAACCUCAAGCCUGUGGCAUGCACAGACUCUUGGAGGAAGCGAUCAUGUGGCUGAAGUCGCUUCAGAAAGCGCCCCCUGCCAAUGUGGAUGUUCCCCCGGUACUGGAGGAGUUGCUCUCACAAUUCUCAAGCUUGACCUCGUCUACUCAACGGCUUGCUGCCUGCAGGAUGGAGAAUGAGAAGACCCUUGCUACUGCCAGGCUCACAGUGGAGCAACGGUUGCAGGAAGUGAUUUCUGCGACCUCGUGUCAUCCGCGAGAUGUGGGGGAAGACAUAAUUGCCCAAAAGCGUGGUGUGCUUGAGGGUUGGCUUGCGAGAAAGGAGGACUUGGCCAAGAAUGCGGUUGAGAAGCUUGAAGCUCAGCACUCAGAGAUUCGCCAUGUCUUUGAAGACAAGAUUGAGGAAGCCAUUCGCUUGGCUUAUGGGGAGUGGAAAAGUACGGCACCAACACUUUGUCUGGAUGAUGAUGACCUUCUUAGGGAACUUGAUGCUGACUUAGAGGCUGCUCUCAAUGCCAGCCAACCUCAAAGGGAAUUUCUUCCUGAAAAGCCUAUGGGGCCUGAGGCUGCUGCUGAGGGUACUACAUCCUCUACUUCACCUACGCCUGGGGCUCCAGUUCUGCAAAAUCCUCCUGAGAAGCCUGAUGGUUCUACACCUGCUCCUGAGAAGCCUGAUGGUUCUACACCUGCGGUUGCUGUUGAAACACCCCUGCAAUCGGAGGCUGUGAAGUCAGGUGCGGCUACUACUGAGGGAGAUCGAAAAGUCAAGCACCAGAUCAUCGUUCCAAAGGGUGUGGGCAUUCCUGUGAUCCAGAAGAAGGUGAAUAUCUUCGACCCUGCAAUUUGCAAAGGCCUUGACUGGAAUGACCCAGAGACUGGGAAGAGUGGUGGUGAGAAACCUGGUGAUUCCAUGCCAAAGGCGGCCUCGCCUUGCACUACCCUUGUACCUUCGCAGGCUGCCACUCCCAGUGCUACACCUGCCGAGAGACGAGCUUCGGCCAUCCAGAGGGAGUUCCGACGACAAGACACGACGGACUUGGAUCAGGCUGAGCUGGACAAGAUCAAAGUGAUCAUAGAUGGGAAGACGAUGUACAAGCACAAGGAGAAGCUUGAGACUUGGGAAGAGAGGGAAGCCAGGCUUCUCCACAACUCGUACAUGAAGUUUUACAGGAGCUUCCAAGACCGGAAGCUUUUGGCCCUCUUGUACGAAGAUUGGCUCCAAGCUGAAGGUGAUUGGUCGAAGAGCAGCAUCCACUACAACAGCUUGGAGAAGAGCAAGUACAAGAAACGUGGCAAGUACGUGUACAUGUCCUACAAGGAUGUUGAAGAGAAGUAUGGGUCCCACAUCGCCAAGGGCAUCAAAAAGAGCAAGCUUGAGUUGGAGGAGAGCCGUGCCGAACAUGAAGAUCCCUGGUAUUGCAAACACCCGGAGGUUCAGGAUGAGGCAUGGGACUUGAUGCGAAUGUGGGACUCACUUGUCUUGGAGGAAAGCCAUGAACAGCAGCAGGAGUGGGGAAUUCAUCAUGAAGGUGUGAAGCGCCCCUCCCAAGGUGCUUUGCCACCUGCGCCGGAUGCAAAGGCAAAGCCGAAACCCAAGCCCAAAACUCGUACUGAAAAAAAGGAGACCAAGCCCAACUACAACAAAAAAGUGGGGUCAAAGAUCAGCCAGCUUUCCGGGAAAGUUACUGAGAUUCGAUGUUUGCAAACCAAUCUUCAGUCCUCUUCGUUGUCGGAUGGCAUGAAGACUGCCUACACUGAUGAGCUGAUGGCCCUGAUGAAGGAAACUGACACAUUGAGAACCCGAAUGGAGUCUUGGUAUGCUCUCCGCCUUGAGGAUGAGAAGGUGGUUGAUGAUAAGCUCAGUGAAUAUAGUGGGAUCAUGGAUGCUUUUGAUCAGGUGUUAGCCAAGGCGACCAAUUCCAUGAAACUCGUGAAGAAUGCCAUUGCGCCUCCCAAAGUGGCCAAGGCGAAAUCUCUGGCAGGUGUUGGUGCACCCUUAAGAUCACCUCUAUUCGACUAUGUCAUGGAGACUGCAGGGGGUGGUGAGUCUUGCCUGCACUUCCUCACUCCUUUCGCUGUGUGCUUCUUGGAGCUGAAAUUUCAUGGAGUCCAGAUGGCUGGACCUGCCAAAGCUUUGCAGCAAACAGGAACCGCUGGCCGUCACAAGGUACCACUUCAAAUGGUGUCGGUUCCCAUGAAAGUCCACAAGCUGAAGAAGGAGCAAAGCUUGGGGUUUGAGACGUUGGAGGCCUUCUUGCAACCAGUUGCUGAUUCAUUGAACAGACUUUAUCAUGGAGUUGAUGUUGUUCUGGAUGGAAAACAGCACACGAUCCGUGCCAUGGUGACGCAGUAUCGGGGCGAUUGGAAGUGGCACAGGGCACGUGUCGUGGUGGCCUGGCUCUCUGAAACUAUGGUGCGUGAUCAAAGCCUGAACUCUUACUACCGCUUGGCCCAGAAAUCUGUUGAGCUGGGUCUUCAAAACCUUUAUCCUAUCAAACCCAAAUGCCAUGAAGAUUGGAACCGAUUCGCGAUCCGCAUCGCUUCCAUGGGACAUGUGAACACCCUAGAAUUGGGGCUUUUGCGGGGUGUCUACUU